CGGCGGCGGUUGGGCGGGUGGUGGGGGGGGGGAGAGGAAGACAGCGACAUGGCGGCCACGACUAUCGCCACCCAGAGAGGCCCGGUGUUUGUUGGGGAGUUGCCCCAAGACUUCCUUCGGAUUGUGCCAACUCAACAACAGCAUCAAGUUCAACUUGAUGCCCAGGCAGCGCAAGAGUUACAAUAUGGACCAAGCAUGGCCACCAUGGGGAGGCUCAGCAUCACAGUUGUGCAGGCAAAACUCGCAAAGAACUAUGGGAUGACGCGUAUGGACCCAUAUUGCAGAAUACGUCUUGGGUAUGCGGUGUACGAGACACCUACAGCACAUAAUGGAGCAAAAAACCCAAGGUGGAACAAAGUUAUUCAGUGCACUGUGCCUCCUGGUGUUGAUUCAUUUUACUUGGAGAUAUUUGAUGAGCGUGCUUUUUCCAUGGAUGAUAGAAUUGCCUGGACCCACAUAACUAUUCCAGAGUCACUAAAAGAAGGGAAGGUAGUAGAUGAAUGGUACAGUCUCAGUGGAAGGCAAGGUGAUGACAAAGAAGGAAUGAUCAACCUUGUUAUGUCUUAUUCUACAUUGCCGCCAAACAUGUUAGUGCAGCCACAACCAGUAGUGCUCAUGCCCACUGUCUACCAGCAAGGAGUAGGAUAUGUGCCUAUUACAGGGCUUGAGUAUUUUGCUUUGGGAGUGCCAACAGUCUACACACAAGGAAUGAUACCGGUUGCAGCACCAAACCAAGUAUCUGGUCUACAAACACUUUGCAGUGAGGAGGAUCUUAAAUCUAUCCAGGAUAUGUUCCCUAACAUGGACAGAGAGGUGAUCCGCUCAGUGCUGGAAGCACAAAGAGGCAACAAGGAUGCAGCAAUUAAUUCUUUGCUUCAGAUAAAUGAAGAAUCCUAGGAGGAUGUGCAACCACUGAUGUACACAUUGCCAAGGCCUCAUAAUAAUCAACCUAUUUCUGCAUCAAAGACUUUGAGCUCUUGCUGCUGCAGCUGUUUCAUGUUUAAGAAUGCAUGUGUCAGUUAAAUAGUACAUUGUAUAAGGUUUGUAACUAUUAAAAAGCAUUCCAUAUCUGUGUGUGUGUUUGAGUUCAGCCUGUUAAAAGUAUCUUCACUUGCAUUGUGGAUGGUAAUAAUAUACCCAGAAUUUUCCUGCUAUGAGCUUAGUUAACCCAACUCUGUUUUGAAGUAUGUUUGUCUUGCAAUAUUCAGUGAAGAUUGUCCACCAGUCAAGUGCUUUAUCCCAUUGCCCUUUGUUAAAAAGAUAUAUUAUUAAUUGGAGAUAUGCAGUUUGCUUCUAUCUUACACAUUGAGAUUAUUUGUAUUGAAGCAUUAAGCAGCUGUUAUGUCCAAUUUACAAUUAUAAAACCCAAAUAAUGUGGUAUUCCAAUAAUGCACUAUGAGGAAUAUUUAGUAUUGCAUUCUAAAAGUACUAUUUAAGAAUCGAUGUUCUGAAUGGGCACCUUUAAUAAAUUGUGCAACCUUUUGAUGUGAUUAA
Callorhinchus milii (elephant shark) is the source of this 1494-nucleotide messenger RNA. It is a transcript of the gene tollip, whose product is annotated as toll interacting protein. NCBI's taxonomy places the organism in Eukaryota, Metazoa, Chordata, Chondrichthyes, Chimaeriformes, Callorhinchidae. Gene Ontology annotation, molecular function: ubiquitin binding; ubiquitin conjugating enzyme binding. Gene Ontology annotation, biological process: ubiquitin-dependent protein catabolic process. The record is from RefSeq and is a predicted model, not a curated record. Gene Ontology annotation, cellular component: cytoplasm. The transcript has 7 exons. The coding region runs from base 49 to 897 and encodes 282 amino acids.